AUGACCUCCAAUUUUAUUUCUUGCUUUCUUAGCGUGCUCUCCAGAAUUCCUCGCCGUCAAUUCCCUCUUCCACCUCGCCGAGGCAGCGGUGCUACCUGGCCCAGCCUUGCUUCUCCACCUCGCCAGCCUUUCUUUCCCGCGAGCUCCUUUUCCCCUCUGCUGGCUGCCAGGGAGAAGCACAGCGCUUGGCACGGCCCCAGACAGAUGCCAGCCCGACUCCCUUCCCCCCCGCGCCCUCUUGUAGCCAAACCAUCACCUGCCAAGGGCCGGCGGCUACUGCCCCGCCGUGCCCUGGCGCACGCGGCCGAGGCUGGCGCCCUUCCUGGCAACCCCGUCGGAAGUUCGGCGCCCGCAGCGCGACCAGCAUCCCGCCAGUAUCCCCGCCAGCAUCUCACCAGUAUCUCCGCCCGCAUCCCCGCCAGCAUCCCUGCCCGCAUUCCCGCCAGCAUCCCCGCCUGGGCCUGCAGCUCCCCGGGCCCGGUCCGCGCGCAGCCGCGUCCUCCCGCGGGGACCCGGAUCCUGGGGCUUGUCCUCGCCCCCCACAGCGCCCCUCCCCCGCUGCUCGGGACUGAGGUUUCCAACACCAGCACCACCUCGCCCACCUUCCCCGGUGUGAACGCGAUCACAGAGGGGAACCUCUUUGGAAAUGUGUCCAUUUCCUUCCCGCGCCCCGGGACGACUGAGCGCCCCGAGCCCCCAGGAGGGGAGGAACAAAGCCCAGCUCCGCGGAGACACCCCCCCCCCCACCAGCACCCCACCCCGUCCGUGCAGAUGCUCACAGACCUACACCAUGAAAUGGGGGCUGGGGUGACGGGAGGGCGAAUGCGGGGUGGCCCACUCGUCUAG
Sorex fumeus (smoky shrew) is the source of this 846-nucleotide messenger RNA. RefSeq lists its product as uncharacterized. The transcript has a single exon. NCBI's taxonomy places the organism in Eukaryota, Metazoa, Chordata, Mammalia, Eulipotyphla, Soricidae. The coding region runs from base 1 to 846 and encodes 281 amino acids. The record is from RefSeq and is a predicted model, not a curated record.